AUGAUGCACGCCUAUCCACCCAGUGCACCAGUCUCUCAGAGGAUACCGGAGGAUCUUGUGGCAGGCAGGUUCUCGUCAUCGACCGGAAAGUCGGAAGGUGAGGCGCAGAAAGGGGUGACUGAAGCGAUGAAGACGGAGGAGGCGGUGACUACGCCGUCCUUCCUGCCCGAACUGGAUCAGUGGUUCAAGGAGCAUGCAGCCGAGUUGGAGGCUAACAAGACCGCAAAGGAGCAGGCCGAUUCGGGUUCAAAGUUGGCUGACUUUGUCAAGAAAUAUGGACCGGCAAUUUAUGAGAAACUAAAGGCGGUUCAGACUGAAAAACCAAGUCAGUAA
Molecule: messenger RNA, 333 nt
Organism: Spirometra erinaceieuropaei
Lineage: Eukaryota; Metazoa; Platyhelminthes; Cestoda; Diphyllobothriidea; Diphyllobothriidae
Source: the annotation of a GenBank genome assembly